Molecule: messenger RNA, 2213 nt
Organism: Microbotryum saponariae
Lineage: Eukaryota; Fungi; Basidiomycota; Microbotryomycetes; Microbotryales; Microbotryaceae
Source: the annotation of a GenBank genome assembly
AUGCACGCCGGCGCUUCGUCCAUCGCAGCCUGGCUCAGCCUGUUCGCGGCGACGAUUUCAUUCAUCUCGGUCAUCGACGCUACCCCACUCCCCAAUGGGAAAACGGACACCACGAAAACCAAUGGAAGCAAGGCCAAGGAUGACGAGACUUGCACUGCAGUCGGCCAGUUCCCUACGGCCAUCAACGGUGCUUGCGUCUCUUGCUCGUCGCAAUUUCCAGAGGCUUCGGCUUGCACGACCACCGCUGCUACCCGAUGGUCAGUUGCUGCGGUGUAUCGGGCACUUGGGCUUGCGGGAUCGACCCGACUGAAACUCUCGAUAUCUAAAUUAUUAACCGUUCGUAGCUCGACUGGUUCCCUGUCUGCUGGUGCCUGUGAGUACAUGCGUUUUAACCCCAGGUUUUGAGCCGAGUUUGGGCGAUACUGAUCGCCGUCGUCUUGCUCGCCCUCAGGUGUCACCGUUUGCCCCAUUAGUACCUUCAGCGUCAACAACGUUUGCACAGCAUGCACAAGCAAAUUUCAAGGGGCUGCUGCAUGCACAACGACCGGCGCUACCAAAUGGUGAGCCCAUCACCUGGCACAGAGGUAGUUUGAAUUCAAAAUCUCAUUACCUUUCGUGCUUCCGUGUGCGGCUUCUCGUAUCACAGCAACAGCGGGUUCCUCACCGGAGGUCAAUGCGCGAGCGUUUGCCCCACCGGUUUUGUCAAUGCGGCUAGCACGCGAACCUGCAUGCCUUGCACCAAAUUCGACACCCUCGCGGCAACGUGCAGCGCCGGAAAGAUCGCCACUUGCGUUCCAGGAGCUUAUGUGCGUUACCUCGCGGUCCCUCAUUACGGCUCAUCUGGCGCUAAACCUGACGUUCAUUUUGGGUAUAGUUGAAUGCGGCAAAGAACGACUGCAUUGCUUGCAACACCGUCAACAAGUUUGCCUCCGCUUGUUCGAGCUCUACCAUCGUCACGGCGUGCACGUGAGUUUUUCGUGCACGUUCGAUCAGGGGGACCACUCGCUGGCAGGGUCUGACCCGGCCUCCAAUGGUCAUCUUGCAGGGCGCCGUACACCGUUUCCGCCGACAAGAAGUCCUGCAUCCUUGGCACCGCGUGGUCGAUCUACCUCCUCUCGAGCAUCCCCGACACGCCUUACCAAUCCAACGCCCGCUCCCCCGGUUCCUGCGGAAACCGUGCCGUCGGCAAGGGAGCACAAGUCGCCGUCUUUGAUUCCGACUCUUCGACGUGCUAUGCGUCGCCAUCCAACACCUCGUUCUCGACCAUGGCGAACCUUGUAUGGGACUUCGACAGUACCACGAUCGUCUAUGGCACUUGCAAGAAGAACAACGCGCUGAACCCCUCCGCCAACGCGCGUUGCCGAGAUGUAAUCCUGACGACUGGGUCGUGCAACUUGGUAUCCGAUCGGUCCUCGUGUUCGACUCUCUUCACCCCCUGUGCUGGAGAUCAGUUCCGCAACUACAGUCAGUUCCUAUCUCGCGGUGCGCGAAUUUCAAGUUUGCUUUGCUGGGACUUCGGUGCCAACCUAUCUUCCUACUUCCAUCCACAGACGGAAUCUGCCAAGACUGCGACGACGUCUACGACGACUCUCUAACCUGCGAUAUCUUCAACGGUGCGACAUCCUGCAUCGCCGGCGACUACCUCACCAAUGGCACUUGCAGCUCAUGCUCGGACUUUGAUCCCAACGCGGCCAGCUGCUCGGCCGACGGCACCGUCGACGGUUGUAACGAUGGUUGGGUUGUCUCUGGUAACUCUUGUGUCGUCGACGGUAGUGAUGUCGCUCACGUCGGCCUCGAUACCGCUUGGUCGUACUACCCCGAUUCGAGCAUCCACAACCUCGCUUCCCUCACCGUCCUCAACACCAACUCGCUGGACCAAUACGACUGCGCCGAAAGCGUCUAUGACUCCAACUUCACCAUGGCUGUGUUUGACCCCACGUCUCGUAGUUGCUACGCUGCUAAUGCGACGACGGCUCUGACGAAGUCGAUCACGGACGUCGAUGGUGCGAGCGUGUUCGUUAUUGAGGUGUGCGCAGCGAACCUGGCUCAAGGUAAGCUCCCUACGCUUCUUUGUGAAUUCACUGCUAUACAAGACCUGGAAGCUGACUUCAAUUCCCCUCAUUCUUUCAGUCCCUACCAACCAAGGCAGCACUUGCUACGACAUCAAGCUCGACAGCGCCUCGUGUCAGGUCAACGGAGGUUCGUGCAAUUGA